AUGGAGAUAGAAUUAAACGAAAUGGAGCUAAAAUCUGUUACAGCACUUGAAAGAGGCAGAGACGACCAUGAUAUAUCUAAGUUGGGUCGGGAUAUGAAGGAAAUGGUAUUUGCAAAGCUUUCAUUUGAAACAAUCUGUAGUUCUCGGGCAGUUUGUAAAGAAUGGAAUUCCAUAUUGUCUUCACAUAGUUUUCUAUCACUGCCCAUCCAAAAUCCAUGGCUUCUUAUCUGUGAUAAAAAAAUAGAUGGAAAUUGGUCCUGCAUGGCCUACCAUUUUUCGGCACAAAAAUGGAUUCCACUCCCUCUCUAUUUUCUCCCAAAUCUUCGGCACCACAAUAUAAGAGAUUUAUCAGGCACAGGGCAAGGGUUACUGCUUUUUCGAGAAACGCCCACUCCACAAUUAUUUGUUUGCAAUCCCCUCAUAAAAUCUUACAGAGAGAUAAAGUUAGAUUUGACUGACAAAUUUAUCCAUAUUGUAGAGCGAGGAAACAACGGGCCUUAUUUAGUAGUGUGGUCCCACUCUAAUUUGUUUUUCUUCCAGAUUUACCACUACUUUCAAGACUCAUGGAGGAUUAAGUUUCAGUUCGAAGGGGAAAGUGUGUCUAAUAUAUUAUGUCGUGAAAUUGUUGAGUGCAAUGGCGUUAUUUUCUGGAGGGGAAUAUCGCCUCGGACUAUUGUAGGUUACAAUAUCAAAGAUGAGGGUUUCAUCAAGCCUGUUACAGUAGCUCCAUUACCUCAUCAAAUGGAUGGACCUGAUGUCCAUAUUUUGUCUAUGGUUUCAUAUGGUAACUCCGUUCUUGUGGUGGGGUUCACAACACCAAUUCGGCCGCUUCGCAGAACUAUUAUACUUGACAGGCCGAUGUUUGCUAACUGUCCGAUGUUUGUUGGAAUGGUUAUCUGGGAGCUGUUUGAGGAUGAGGAUGAGGAAGAUGAGUUGGUUUGGAAGUGGGAAGAGUUUGCAAGUAUGCCAUUGCCUCAAUUUCUAAAGGAAGGGGAUCAGAUCUGUGUUUGUGUAGGAGAUUACCUGUGCUUUAGCAGUAAAUGGGGAGGUGAAAGUGCAACGGUGUUUGCAUAUAAUCUAAAGGAAGGGUUUUGGCAUUGCCUUCCUCCGUGUAAUAGUUAUUACAGGGAGGAACGGAUGAUCAUGUCGUUUGAACCGAAGUUCAACAGUUAUCCGAUCUUAGGAAAAUCAAGAGAAUGA
This is a messenger RNA of Cryptomeria japonica (Japanese cedar), 1200 nucleotides long. RefSeq names its product F-box/kelch-repeat protein At5g15710-like. The record is from RefSeq and is a predicted model, not a curated record. NCBI's taxonomy places the organism in Eukaryota, Viridiplantae, Streptophyta, Pinopsida, Cupressales, Cupressaceae. The coding region runs from base 1 to 1200 and encodes 399 amino acids. The transcript has a single exon. Gene Ontology annotation, molecular function: protein binding.